AGCAGAGGGGGCUGCUCGCCAAAGCAUCUUAAUUCACUCUUCUUCUACUAACUACGUGCUCGAGAAAGUUAUAGAGAGAACUGCUGUGGAAGACUCGUCCAGAAGCUAGCAAGUGUUAAGUGAAUCCACAACAUCACCACAAACGUCUUUUCAAGCCAGAGAUUGGAGAGGAAGGAGAAGGGAAAAUGAAGGGAGUAAAAAGAGUGAAGCAAGGAGAGUGUAGAAGAGUGAGGUGGAAAGGUGAAGAGAAGGAAGAAAAGAGGAGGGAUCAGGAAGACAAUUGGAGGAGAAGAAAAAGUUGAGAGUAAGAAGAGUGACACAAGGAGAGUGAAGAGCAGACAGAGGAGAUACAAUGACUCUUUCCAAGAAACGGAAAUGCACUUAUGAAAAACAUGAGAAAAUGUCCAUUUAUACGCUCAGGUCAAGACGAUAGAAUGGUUCACUGCACCCUUUGUAAUUCCUCUCUUUCAAUUGGCAGCCGGAGAAGAACGGCAGUGUAAAGUCAUCCCAAAAUGUAACCUGGAAAACAUUCUUCUCUGCCGACAACAAAUACCAACUUUGGAGGACUGAAUAGGAUGGGGAGGGUCAAUGUCCAUACCAAAGUUAAAAAUGUUCAGCAGCGGGGUGAUUGGCUUAGGUGGUCCUGCCCACAUCAUUCAUAACACGGCCAGAACAGCUUUGGAUAUGAUGUUGAGUACCUGCUCACAAAGAUAUUUGGAUAUGUUCAUAUUUUCACUGUCAGAGUAGAGAGACUGAAAGCCUUUUGUGAGUUUGUUGACCAGGAGUACCAUAACAUUUUAGGACACAGCAAUGUUCGCUGGCUGUCCAUGCUCCCUGCUCUAGAAAGAGUGCUGAAAAGGUAUGUGCCAUUGAAAUCCUUUUUACUUUCUGAAGACAAAUGCCCUGUUGUCCUGCAAACAAUGUUCGAAGAUCCACUGACUGAACUUUAGCUGGCCUUUGUCCAUGGAAACCUGACCAUAUUCAGUGGCACGAUCAAGAUGCUUGAAGGCCAGGACCGCUGUGCGGUGGAGUCAGCUACAAUUCUGAGAAACGUUGAGGCAAAAUUGACUGUAAGACGUGAUGACAACUUCAUUCCAGUUUGUCAGAGGACUUCUGAGAGAGCUAGAGGAAAAUGGAGCCAUGUCUAAAGAGAGCUUUCUCAAAACAUCCCAAUCGUUCUUCACUAUGGCUGUGAACUACUUGCAAGCAUGGGGAAAGCACACAGAUAAUCUAAAAGAUUUACAUCGUCUCCUUUUAAAAAGGCAACCUCGGCGUGAAGAGAUCCAGAAGGCAGCAGGCACACUGCAGGAAAAAUACCCCAAUGUGACCAUCAAUGAGGAGGCCUUGUGUGACAAGGUUACUGGCCUGCAAGAGUUCCUAAAGGGGGGAUCGCUUGAAGAAUGGAAAACGUCUGAGACACCGCUUAGUCAGAGAUGGAGCAUAGUGGUUAUACACUUCAAAGAGAAUGACAUCCCGCACCCUAACCUGGCUAGAUUAGCGUCUGUUGACAUGUGCUGGAAGUAAUGCACCAGUCGAGAGAGUGUUCUCCCAAAUAAAUGCUCUAUGGACAGCAGCAAGAAAUAGGUUCACUGUUCCUACCAUCAAGGCCAUGCUUAUUGUGAAGACAAACUUCAACCUCCCCUGCCAGGAGUUCAUGGAGAAGCUGGCCAAAGACAGAGCAAUCCUGAAGAAAAUUCAUUCUUCUGAGAAAUAUACAUAUUAGGUUGGUAUAAGUAUAUUAUGUAGUUACCAAUCUCAUCAGCAUCUUAUUUCUUUAUUACAUUGUAAAGCAUUUCACAUAGACUAUUGUCUGUUUUUUCAAUUUUGCUCAUGAUCUCUUCUGCUCUUAGUCUUCCCAGACUACCAGGACCACUGAAUGGCUAUUCAGGUCGGACAGUUCUGUCUUGUCUGUAGUGUUUCUGUAAUAUAGUUGUUUUCUCUAUCACAGUGUGCCUGUUAGACUAAAUACACAAAACUGGAAUUGUCCCCCUUUUUUAUUUCAUAGAUGAUAACAUUGGAUAUUUUAAUUAUAUAUUGACCGCCGUACUGGAAAUGUCCCAGGUUUUAAUUUCAGAAAUCUGGUCACCUUAACCUAACUACAAUAGCUAACUAGGUAGGUCACCCUCUGUUUUCCUGUGUGAUUAAUGUUACACUCGCUGACAUGCUAUCCAGCUGCUGGACAAACAAAAGUAGCUAUCUGUUCAAAUCGGUGCUCUGUAACGGUACUCUUGAUAGUGUGUCUAACAUUAGUAUACACAACUGACUGAGUGUACUAGCCUGUUAUUGUUGACACUAACCGUGGUACUACCCUUACUUAUUUGGUUUCCAGAGAUAAAAAAACGCUUCUAUGCGAGAUUGUGAAGGGCCCACUUCGACAAGGCCAAGGAUUAGAAGGACAUGGUCAAAGCCACUAUGAUGCAGGAGAGGAGGAAAUCUGGUCUAACCAACACACACAGCCUUACCUCUUCCCUGACUCUCCAGGAGGAACUUCCUAUGAAAGAUAUGAAAUGUACAAGGUCCCUGAAUGGUGUCUAGAUCACUGGCAUCCCUCAGACGGCCAUGUAUCCUACUUUGCCAAGAGGGAGCAGUGGAAGAACCUGCGAGAACAGAGCUGGGACAGAGAGGUCCAGGAGCUGCAGGGAGUGACCCCUGCCAUUGGGCCCAAGUCGGAGGCCUUACCCCCAGUCCACAAGAACUGCGACCUGCCCCCUCUGUGGUGGCAGUACGCCACCCGCCCCAGGGAGCGUCCCGUCUUUCAGCCCCCGGAUGACACUACCUGGUAAUAACAGCAAAUGGCAGCUCACCACAGUACCUUCUACCACACAACAGCAUGCAGAUUCCCCUCCUUGUGAAUUACUGUCCCUCUGUAAAGAUAUUUAUCUAAUGGAAUAGUUUUGGAAGAGGUUGCAGUAAGCUUUGUCAGAAGGUAUUCCACCCUGCCUGAAUUGACAGUAAUUAUUUAGUUGUAAAAGCAGGUGACUUUCAAAUGUACUGUAGCUGUUAUUUGCCCUGUACAAGGACCUCUGUUUAAAUAAAUUAGUAUAAUUAUUGGGAAA
This is a messenger RNA of Oncorhynchus keta (chum salmon), 3056 nucleotides long. Its product is annotated as NADH dehydrogenase [ubiquinone] 1 beta subcomplex subunit 9-like. Bases 2508 to 2783 code for a protein of 91 amino acids. The record is from RefSeq and is a predicted model, not a curated record. NCBI's taxonomy places the organism in Eukaryota, Metazoa, Chordata, Actinopteri, Salmoniformes, Salmonidae. The transcript is spliced from 4 exons.